AUGGGGGCAGUCAUACUUGGAUCGGGCAUUAUAGGACUCUCAACAGCCUACUACCUAUCCCGCACCCAGGCGGGCAAGACCAUCCAUCUCGUCGACUCGUCGCCGGAGUUAUUCGCAUCGGCCUCGGGAUACGCAGGCGGAUUCGUGGCGCGCGACUGGUUCGCCUCGAGUGUCGCUUCCCUGGGACAGUUGAGUUUCGAUGAGCACAGGCGUCUGGCCGAGGACCACGGAGGCAGAGAGAAAUGGGGGUACUCUAGGACUGUGACGAUGAGCCAUGACGCAAGAGGUCAGGAGGAUUGGCUCUCCGCAGAGGGGAGCAGAGCUGCUUCUGCAACUGCAGGGGCAGUGUCGCACGGCGUCGCACCAAGGUGGUUGAAGACCGGUGCAGAUGUGAGCAUCAUGGACGAUGGUGAAGGGACAUCCAUUGUUGACCCCCUGAAGUUAUGCCAUUUCCUUCUGGAGGAGUGUAAGAAGUCAGGCGUAAAAAUACACUACCCCGCUACAGCUCUCGGCAUCGCCACCGACAUGAGAGACGAGCUGGCAUCUGUACGAAUAGGCUAUACUGAGUCCGUGAUAUACCUCGCAGGUGUCAACUCGGCUGCCAUACCACUGCCGCCGCUGGCAACCGGGUCCAAGACCGUUGAGGCGUCGGUUGACAAGCUCAAGGAUGUCGCGAGGCAGCUCAUUGCUAUUGAGGAGGGCGACGAUCUCGAGGUUGUCCGCACCGGACUGUGUUUCCGGCCAAUUACCCCCACUGGCACACCUAUCCUGGAUAAAAUCCCUGAUGAGCAUCUCGGAAAGGGGAUCGAGACGCGAUCUGGAAGUGACGGGGGUGUCUUUGUCGCUGUUGGACAUGGACCGUGGGGUAUAAGUCUGAGCCUAGGGACAGGAAAGGUCAUGGCUGAAAUGAUGCAGGGCAAGGAGCUGAGCGCUGAUAUCACCAAACUUGGCUUAUAA
Molecule: messenger RNA, 957 nt
Organism: Geosmithia morbida
Lineage: Eukaryota; Fungi; Ascomycota; Sordariomycetes; Hypocreales; Bionectriaceae
Product: Glycine/D-amino acid oxidase (deaminating)
Exons: 3
Coding region: 1-957 (318 amino acids)
Biological process (GO): retrograde transport, endosome to Golgi
Cellular component (GO): late endosome; cytoplasm
Molecular function (GO): oxidoreductase activity
Source: RefSeq, a predicted model, not a curated record